Messenger RNA from Gopherus flavomarginatus (Mexican gopher tortoise), 2173 nucleotides. It is a transcript of the gene DDX49, whose product is annotated as DEAD-box helicase 49. The record is from RefSeq and is a predicted model, not a curated record. The coding region runs from base 59 to 1498 and encodes 479 amino acids. NCBI's taxonomy places the organism in Eukaryota, Metazoa, Chordata, Testudines, Testudinidae. Gene Ontology annotation, molecular function: ATP binding; RNA helicase activity; nucleic acid binding. The transcript has 13 exons.
UGUGGCGUGUGAGGUGUCGGUGCGGAAGCUGGUUCCGACGUGUCGCUCUCCGGGCGGCAUGUCGAGCUUCCGCGAGCUCGGGCUGCCGGCCUGGCUGGCGGAGCAGGCGCAGCAGCUGGGCAUAGGCCGCCCCACCCCGGUGCAGGCCGCCUGCAUCCCGCCCAUCCUGCAGGGUCGGGACUGCAUGGGCUGUGCCAAGACGGGCAGCGGCAAGACAGCUGCAUUCGUCCUGCCGAUCCUGCAGAAACUCUCUGAGGAGCCCUAUGGUAUAUUCUGCCUGGUGGUGACACCCACACGGGAGUUGGCCUAUCAGAUUGCUGAACAAUUCCGUGUUCUGGGGAAGCCACUUGGCUUGAAGGAUUGCAUCAUCGUUGGAGGGAUGGACAUGGUGGCCCAGGCUCUGGAGCUCUCCCAUAAGCCUCACGUUGUCAUUGCUACACCUGGCAGGCUGGCUGAUCAUCUCCGCAGCUCCAACACCUUCAGCCUCAGAAAGAUAAAGUUCCUGGUUUUGGACGAAGCUGACCGGCUGCUGGAACAGGGCUGUGCUGACUUCACCAAGGACCUGGAGGUGAUUCUAGGGGCUGUGCCAGCGACCAGGCAGACACUGCUGUUUAGUGCUACACUGACAGACACGCUGAAAGAGCUGAAGAGCCUUGCCAUGAACAAACCCUUCUUCUGGGAGUCCCAGGCCGAAGUGCGGACCGUGGAUGAGCUGGUGCAGCGCUACCUGCUUGUGCCGGAGAAAGUCAAGGACGCGUACCUCGUCCAUUUAAUUCAGACCUUCCAGGAUGAGCACGAGGACUGGUCCAUCAUCAUCUUCACCAGCACCUGCAAGAACUGCCAGAUCUUGACUAUGAUGCUGAGGCGGUUCAACUUCCCGUCAGUGGCUUUACAUUCCAUGAUGAAGCAGAAGCAGCGCUUUGCAGCCUUAGCAAGAUUCAAGUCCAGUGUCUUUAAGAUCCUCAUUGCCACUGACGUGGCUUCCAGGGGCUUAGACAUUCCAACAGUCCAAGUUGUCAUCAACUACAACACCCCAGGCCUGCCGAAAAUCUACAUCCACCGGGUGGGCCGGACGGCCCGUGCAGGCCGGCACGGACUCGCCAUCACGCUGGUGACGCAGUACGACAUCCACCUGGUGCAUGCUAUUGAGCAGCAGAUCAAAACGAAGCUGCAGGAGUUCUCGGUGGAGGAGCGUGCGGUACUCAGCAUCCUCACCCAGGUGAACGUCACCAGGCGGGAGUGUGAAAUCAAACUGGAGGCGACUGAUUUUGAUGAGAAGAAGGAAAUAAAUAAGCGGAAGCAAAUGAUCCUGGAAGGAAAGGACCCGGAGUCGGAGGCAAAGAGGAAGGCGGAGUUGGCCAAGAUCAAGAAGAAGAACAAGCAGUUCCGCGCGAGGGUCCAGCAGACGCUGCAGGAGAAGAAACAACGUCAGCUGCAGAGGAAGCUGCAGAAGAAGGUGCGGCCGCAGCAGAGACAGGUGGCCAAGGAGGAGAAGUGAGAGCCCCAGGCACUUACAGCUGGGGAGCCUGGGAGCUGCUGCCCAGGGCUCUGCCUAGCCCCUAGAGACCAUGUGGCAGGGGUGCUUGAUGUGGAAGCUUCUGACUUGAUGCUGGUGUUUGAAGGGAGUGGGAUCACUCUGCCAGCGUAACCCCUUCUCCUUCCCCUCCAGAGAAUCCGCUGGUCUGGCCCAUCCUGCCUGACACGGUCUGGAUGGGGCUCAGGGGGUGUCACUCCUCAGCCUCCCAUGCCCAAAGGAGGGAUCCAGACUCUUCUCCCUUGGGGAGCUGCUCCUGCUCAUGCUGAUUCUUGGUUUCUCACCUGCUCCCACCCUUCCCAGGGCUGGUGCCUGCCACUUCCUCUUGUUUACAUGGGCAGCUUCUCCCCAAGUCAGAGUCUAAACACCCUGACUCAAGUCAGCUUGGCCCCUGGCUUCCUGGCCUGGCUGGCAGUGUUCUGAGAGGGUAACAGCUAAUAGAGACAGGGGAGGGGCUCCAUCAGGGAGGCUAAUCUGGCGUGUUUUGUGAUAAUUUCCCUUCCUCCUAAUUUGUGUGACCUGUUAUCCGAACCCUGUUUAUCCCGAGGUCCCUCUGAGCCACAUUUCAGAUCUGUCCCCUGACCUGCAACACCAGACAGCUCCCCAGCCCCCUCUGCCCCAGUCGGCCACGUGACCGCC